AUGGGAAUCAUCAAUCCAAUACAUUAAUUCGAGGAUCCAAAUAUCAUUAAAAAUGAAGCGAAAUAAAAAGAGCAGGAAUGGUAUGCUUAGAGGAUGAAAUAAAAAUAGAGACCAAAACCAGAAGAUCCAUUAAUUGAACCCUAAGCUGAGUAGAAUCUGAGAUGAAACACCCAGAUAUUUGGGAUAAAAGUACGCACGUUGAGUCCUUGAGAAUUAAUAAAGUUAUGAAAUAAGAGGGCAAGGAAAGACUUUAAUCAGCCAAAGUGACACAAUAACAAUAUUUUCCAGUAUAGGAUAAGUAGAAGGAAACUUGA
This is a messenger RNA of Paramecium octaurelia, 314 nucleotides long. Lineage: Eukaryota; Ciliophora; Oligohymenophorea; Peniculida; Parameciidae. The record is from the annotation of a GenBank genome assembly.